GGAGGAGUGUUCAGUGUGUGACCGCGCGCGGCCAGUAGCACUCGUCCAGUCAGUCGCCGCUCCAGUGUCGCGCCGAGUGCACGUCGCGUCGCACGCACCACGACAUCGUAUUUUUCUACAAUUAUAUCAGUCGACCUUGGCGCUAUUUUGACGCCGGUAUACGCACGACCAAUCUCCGAAUCCAUUCGUCCCUCACGAUGUCAGCUGCGGUGGACAGCGGCACGGGCGCGCUGAACGGGCGCGUGCACUGCGCGGAGUCGGCCACCAACGGCCACCACGACCCCCGCCCCUGGAGCCAGCAGUUCCUGCCCACGCCGCUGCACCUCGAGGACAGCGUGCGUGCACAGAAGGUGGAGGCGCGGCUGAAGGAGCUGGUACUAUGCGGGGAGGUGCUGCGCCGCGUGGCCGAUGUGUUCGAGCAGGAGAUAGAGCGCGGCCUCAGCGAGCAGCCCUCCAGUCUGCAGAUGGAGAACACCUACGUGCCGGAGCUGCCCGACGGGACUGAGGAGGGCGUGUUCCUGGCGCUGGACCUGGGCGGCACCAACUUCCGAGUGCUGCUGCUGGAGCUGGCGGCCGGCCAGCUGGUGCGACAGCAGGUCAAGCACUACCACAUCAGCAACGCGCUGCGGCUGGGCACGGGUGAGGAGCUGUUCAACUUCCUGGCAGACUGCGUGCUCGACUUCGUGAAGCAGCUGGGCAUGGAGGACCAGACCUUCUCGCUAGGGUUCACAUUCUCGUUCCCGAUGAAGCAGCACUCGAUCUCGUCCGGAGAGCUCAUCACGUGGACGAAGAGCUUUAAGUGCUCGGGACUAGAGGGCGUGGACGUGGCGGCGCUGCUGGAGCGCUGCCUGCGCGCGCGCAAUCUUCAGAUCACAGUGCGCGUCCUACUCAACGAUACCACCGGCACACUCAUCGCUGGCGCACACAUGCACAAGAACGUAGGGAUUGGUGUGAUCCUGGGCACGGGCUCCAACGGCUGCUACAUGGAGCGCGCGUCGCGCGUGCAGCACUGGGAGGCGGCGCACGAGCGCGUGCAGGACGUGUGCGUCGACAUCGAGUGGGGCGCCUUCGGAGACAACGGCUGCCUCGACUUCAUCAAGACAGACUUCGACCGCGAGGUGGACGCCGGCUCACUGCUCGCGACCUCCUUCACGUUCGAGAAGUACAUCGGCGGCAAGUACCUGGGUUCGAUUCUGUCGUGUGUGCUGAGCGCGCUGGCGCGGGCGGGACUGUUCCCCGCCGAGCCAGCACCCGACGCGCUGCAGACUGCUCAUCUGAGCCUCUUUGAAGAUGAGAACUGUGCAGGAGAGGUGUCCCGCACGAUGACGGCGCUGCGCGAGGUAUGCGCCGGCGCAAGUAUCACGGCGGAAGACGCGCGCGUCGCACAACAUGUCGCGCACGUCAUAUCCAACCGCGCCGCGCAACUUGUCUCAGUGUGUAUCUCGACGUUGGUGCGCCGCAUGUCGCGGCCGCACGUGGCGGUGGCGGUGGACGGCUCCGUGUUCAAGCACCACCCGCGCAUCGCUCGACUCAUGCGCACGUACAUCGCGCUACUGGCGCCACACCACUCGUUCUCGUUGCUGGGUGCCGAGGACGGCAGCGGCAAGGGCUCGGCGCUGACAGCGGCCAUCGCGGCCCGCUUGGCGACGCGCGACUCCUAGGCUACCUAGGCUACAGGAGACGCUCCACGUGGACCCAUUCCAACACACACUCCAACUUAUUACUUGCGUUCAUUUCUCAAUAGUUGUUGUACUAGAAUGCCACAAGAGUGCGUAGAGCGCUGUACUCAAUACUCGCACUGACGGCGUCCUGUGCCCAGUGACGUCACUAUCAUGAUAUUGUUACCUACUAUGUGAUGUUGUUACGCUCAUUUUACACAUAUAAGUAGUUAUAGACUGUGGAUGACUGCGUGAGUAUGAAUGUAUAAUGUAUGUAUGUGUGAGCUCGGUAGGAACUAAUAGUGUAGCGUACUACGCGCUACAAACUACGAGCUGUAGGCUACGAGGCUAGGUGCUACAGACCACUCGUAGUAUGCUACGCGCUAAAGACUAUGCGUAGUAGGCAACCAGCCUACGCGUAGAAGACGACGUGGCUACGUGCUCUAUACCAAGCGCAGUAGGCUACGAGCCUACGCGGUACAGACCACGUGUAGUUGGUCACGAAGCUACGAAUACGAAGCUACACACUGCUAUAAACUACAUGCUCGUAGGUUAUGUGCUACAGACUACGAGCUCGCAUGUAGGACGCUACAGCGCUCCUGGUGCUUGGUUGUGUGACGCUCGCUGGUCGAGUUCAAGUAGACACGUUCUGUGUAAUGUUUUAUAUUAGUUCCAUGAUAUAUUUUCAUAAUAAUUAAAACUAAUUAUAUUUUUAUAGCGUUGACCCACGUUUACUCUGAUUACUUUCAAUACCAACCAGGUGAUAUUCAGUGCUGACAAUGUGAGCAAAAUUAAAAAAUAAAUAAUGGUAUAGAAAGACAUGCAUGUGUGUGUGUGUGUGUGUGUGAGAGAGAGAGAUGUGUGAGUGCGUUAGAGUCUAGGUUAGUGUGUAUGUUAGUUGUGACAAGGACUGAGAGAUAUUUAAUAUACAAAAGUUAGGUAGGCAGUAGGCAGCCAUUGUCGCCACGCCCGCUCGCAAUCAGCUACAGCGCCACAAGGACAUGCCGAAUGCCUUUUCUCAAUCAAACUGCCUGCUUCAACGUGUGUGGCGUUUAGUUUCACGUUUUGUAUCUAAUAUACUUACAUCCGCGGGGUAGUUGCGUGGCGGCUGCGUGGCGGUUGCGUGGCGGCUGCGGGUCACUCGGGAAACAUAUCGCGCCACACUCGCGGUGCAUCCGAUGUUGUUACUUUGUUUUCGUAAAUAAUGCGAGAUGUAGUAGCGCGGGACUGGACAAGUGUACAGGUUGUUACAUACAUUAUGCAUGGAGUGUUGCGCUGCAGUGGCCGGCCGCGGGACACACUGUGUAUACCGUGUACAUAUGUUACUGUUUCUACAUUUUAUGUUAAGAAUAAAAUAAACUCAAUUUCU
Molecule: messenger RNA, 3027 nt
Organism: Spodoptera litura
Lineage: Eukaryota; Metazoa; Arthropoda; Insecta; Lepidoptera; Noctuidae
Product: hexokinase-2
Biological process (GO): glucose 6-phosphate metabolic process; carbohydrate phosphorylation; glucose metabolic process
Cellular component (GO): mitochondrion; cytosol
Molecular function (GO): fructokinase activity; D-glucose binding; ATP binding
Source: RefSeq, a predicted model, not a curated record